AUGGUCGACUUAUGGUACGACGCCUUUGGCGAUCCCAUCAACCGGCGGCUGUAUCCCGAUACCCCCGGGGCGCGCUCCUGGCUAGAGGACUACCACCGCGCCAGUCUUCAAUCCCCUGAUCAACAUUUUCUUAAAAUAGUCACGGAUACCGCACCAACAUCUCCCCUGGUAGCGUUUGUGAAAUGGGACUUCAACACUACCACCCCAGGUCACCACUUUCCACCCCGCCAUGUCGAUUUCGACCAGGCCUUCUGUGACACUUUUUUUGGGGGCUUGGACCAGGCGCGACGGACCAUCAUGGACGCGCGUCCGCACUACUAUCUGGACGCCUUGAUCACCCACCCGGAUUAUCGCCGGCAGGGAGCGGCAUCAAUGCUCAUCCAGUGGGGAUGUGACCGUGCCGAUCAGGACGGGAUCCCCAUAUGGGUUGAUUCCAGUCAGGAGGGGGCCCAGAUCUACCAGCGCUUCGGGUUUCGUGAUGUCAGUGUGUUGGGAGUGACUCCGACCGGGGCUAUGUCCAUGCGGCGGGAUCCCGUUCAUGGCGAGGCCGUGUAA
This is a messenger RNA of Aspergillus niger, 555 nucleotides long. RefSeq lists its product as uncharacterized. Gene Ontology annotation, molecular function: acyltransferase activity, transferring groups other than amino-acyl groups. The coding region runs from base 1 to 555 and encodes 184 amino acids. NCBI's taxonomy places the organism in Eukaryota, Fungi, Ascomycota, Eurotiomycetes, Eurotiales, Aspergillaceae. The transcript is spliced from 2 exons. The record is from RefSeq and is a predicted model, not a curated record.